Messenger RNA from Cavenderia fasciculata, 1173 nucleotides. RefSeq names its product putative transmembrane protein. The coding region runs from base 1 to 1173 and encodes 390 amino acids. The transcript has 3 exons. Gene Ontology annotation, biological process: retrograde vesicle-mediated transport, Golgi to endoplasmic reticulum. NCBI's taxonomy places the organism in Eukaryota, Evosea, Eumycetozoa, Acytosteliales, Cavenderiaceae. Gene Ontology annotation, cellular component: endoplasmic reticulum; SNARE complex. The record is from RefSeq and is a predicted model, not a curated record. Gene Ontology annotation, molecular function: SNAP receptor activity.
AUGAGUAUACAUUCAACAGAUAACUAUCGUACUAGUAAUAGUAAUAGUAAUAGAAAUACUUCGUCGUCGACUCUGUCAACCUCAUCAUCAUCUGAUGAUAACAAGAAUAUAGUUGAAGAGAUUAAAAAGUUAGAUAUCAAUUUAAAUAGACUCAUACAAUCAUGUGAGAAACUAAUAUCAACCGAUUCAAAUAACAAGGAUAUCAUUACUGUAGAAAAGUAUGUUCCUGUAUUAUUUACUAAAUUAAGACAAAUUAAAGAAUUGAUAGAGAAUUAUUCUAUUGGACAAGGUAAAGAUAAUGUAUCAUCUCCUUCAAUAUUUAGACAUGUGACAAAGGGUGGAGGUAGUGGUAAAGGAACACCAACAACAGAGUCUUCACCAUUAAAACUAUCUUCCAUCGCACCUGCCGACAAUGUAAAUAAUAUCAAACCAUAUCAAAUACCAACUAAAGAAGUAUUGAAUGAAUAUACUAGAAAGGUUAAUGUAUUAUUUGGUUUAAUUAAUCAAGGAAAAUUGGAAUCACCAAUAUCAAACAAAUUAUCAAUGAUUAGAUUACAAUCAAGUUAUAUACCACAUGCACAAAAAAUGAAUGAAGUACAUGCAGUACUAAAGACUAAAAACAAAGAGGAAAAGAAAAAGACUGAUAUUCUACUACAAAACGAUCAACCAAACUCUCAUUCAUUACCAUCUUCAUUGGCCACUUCGUCAAUGCUGCCAUCGAUAGCUUCACCAAGUCUGCAUUUUAGAAAUACAUUUAAAAAUAGAAAUGAAGAAUUGAAACAAUUGUUGGGUGAGAAGCAUGGUGGUGGCGGUGAUGGAUUGUUUGAUGAACAAGCAGAAGACGAUGUAGAUUCAUCGUUUAAAGAUGUUACACUUAGACAAAAACAAUUACAAACAGAUUAUACCGAUGAAAUGGUUUCAUCUUCCAAAUACCUCAAAGAGUAUAGUGAAAGAAUGUCAACCAAACUAACUGGUGAUAACCAUAAAAUCGAUGAAUUGUCAUCGAUACUGACAAACAAUCACAGUAAAAUUGGAGAACAAAAUGAUAGACUCAAAACCUAUCUCAAGGAAUCAUCAAGUGAUACAUUGAAUUAUUGUAUCAUUAUCAUUGUAGUCAUUUUAGUUUUCAUGGGAACUUAUAUGUUAAUGAAAAUGAGUCCUAAAACAAAUUAA